Sander lucioperca (pikeperch) is the source of this 1495-nucleotide messenger RNA. RefSeq names its product ankyrin repeat domain 9 (gene ankrd9). NCBI's taxonomy places the organism in Eukaryota, Metazoa, Chordata, Actinopteri, Perciformes, Percidae. The transcript has 2 exons. The coding region runs from base 322 to 1143 and encodes 273 amino acids. The record is from RefSeq and is a predicted model, not a curated record.
UCAAUAAUCCCAAUGAGCAGUCCUGUGGCUGGCUGCUGACUGACGUCUGCGGGUGUUUACGCUCUUCAUGGUUUAGAGUUCAGCAGCCGGGUGAAGGCCGCUAUGUUCGCUAUGCGAGACACUUGAUCCUCUCCCGCCUCUCUACUCCAAAAACAAACGUCCACACAUGGAGAGGCCUAUAAAAGACAGACCCAGCUGAGGACCGAGGUUUGACCGAGGGACAGACGGACUGAGACGCAGCAGGACCAACACAACCCAAACAGCAACUUUAAACCGUUUCUCUUUGGGAUUGACUUCAGACAGGUGUGUCUCGGCGCUGUCAUGCCGUGGCUGCUGCCCUCUCAGCUGGAGCAUCUGUCUUCGUCUCCGUCUCAGCGGCAGUGCGAGCAGACGUCCUUCUCCUUCUACUGCGCCGUGCGGGAGCGACUUCCUGUCUGGCUGUUGGAGGACAUGCGCGGCAUGGAGGUCUUCAGCUGGGAGGACGGACACCCGCGCGCCUUCCUGCCGUCCGAGGCGCUGCUCUACGCUCUCGUGCACGACCACCAGGACUACGCACGCCACCUGCUGGACACAUACUCCGUGAGUGCGCUCAGAGCGCCACGCUGCAGCUUCUGCUGCCGCCGCAGCAGCGGAGCACCGCACCUCAGCGUAGCCGUGCGCUACGACCGCGUGGCGAUCCUCGGCAUGAUGGCGGCGGCGCUGAAGCAUGGCGACUCGCUGACAGACUACCUGGAGAGCCGCGGUGGCUGCUCGCACGUGGCAGACGCCGGGAAGACGGCGGUGCAGCUGGCGGUGGAGCUGUCACGGCCCGACUGCCUGCUGCUGCUGCUGGCGCACGGCGCGCGACCGGCCAGCCUGGACGCGGCGCUGCAGAGACUCGUGUCCUGUGAGGAGGCGGAGCGGAGCCGGGCGCAGCGCUGCCUGGACUUCCUGCUGCUCUUCCUGCCCGAGCCAGCGGCGCCGCGGAGGCUGCAGGACGAGCCGCGGCGCUGGCAGAGCCUGCUGGGACAUCAGGUGUUCAGCUGGCUGUGUGGCCUGGCCCCGCCCCCCCUGCUGCUGCAGGCGCUGCGCUGUCUGGCCCGGUCCGGCCCGGAUCAGAUCAGCACGCUGCCGGACUUCCUGCAGCCGCACAGCUGGCAGUGAUCUCGCAUGUCACUGUGGAAACAACACCGCAGGACUGCUGCGAUUGGACGGUGAAAUGUAAAUAAAGACUAAAAACAGGGCGAUGCCGAGUCAGCUGAAAGGUCUGGGCCGACGGGCGUUAGGACCCCGAGGAGACUGAAGUAUUCUAAAUAUAAUAUAUAUAUAUAUAUAAUACUAUAUAUGUCUUUUAUAUAUAGACUGAAGCAUUCUAAAUAUAAAGAUGACGUUUAAAACAGCUCAGGAGAAGAAACUACAGCUGGAAACAUAAUGGAUCAGUUAUCAACUAUUCUGAUAAUCCAUGAAUCAGUUUGAGUCAUUGUUUAUGAUAAAACAGGUAAACUCGUGUGAUGUC